AUGCCAUACCACACUCUCUGCGACGCAUUGCUAGAUAGCCUGGUGCGCAAUCAAUAUACAGACAGGAAUCUCCGCGAAUAUACGAAGUCUCAAAGUCCUCGAAUGGAAGUCACAUAUCGCGAAAUUACCAACGCUGAUUGCUGUGAUGAUGAAUAUGAAGAUCUCGAAAAAAAUUCUACGGACAUUAUCAGUGGACCAGAUCUCAAACAACGAGAAAUCGAUUCCAAGCCCGAAGACAGCAUUCUCGAGCGACUGCCGUAUGAUCUUAGGGAGAUGGUUUUUGUUUUUUGCGGUCGAAGCACUUUCUGCUCGGCUGGUCAGGGUCCAAAUCUGUUGAAAGCACUUCGAGGCCAGCGGCAAGCUUACGCCCACGCCUUAAGAAUAUUUGAGAGACUGAACAGUUAUGAACUCGGCGCUGAGCUGAGAAACCCUACAUCCGAAAUAUGCAACGAAAUUCAAGAUAUGACGGGACUCAUGACAGUCAACGAAGCACCGCGAAGUAUCACAUGUGAGUCGGAAUCAAAUGAUUCAAAAUUGGCUGAAUCCGACUUAGAGCUUACUCUGCAUGGGCGUAUCCACAAAAAAUCGAAAUAUUCUGGUGACCCAUUGGCUCCGACUACAAGCACUGUUCUGCACUAUUUAGUCCGACAUCUGCUCAACGCCAACUGUAUUCGAGAUGUGCAGUUUUAUCACGAUAUAAGCCGGACAAAAGAGCGGACCUCUCGCAUUAUCCUCUGCCAAAACGAUCGAGGCGAUUGGACCUUUCUCAAAAACUUCUUCACUUUCGUCACCUAUGGAAGAGUCAAAAGAGUUAUUACCCAACUACCGAAUCCCCAAAACCAUUGUGUUAAAACAGGCUCUAGAUAUGAUGCCUAUUACCAGGACAAUUAUUAUGAGAGUUACCGCGCACAACAAGACGCCUUCGUCUUAGCCGUAAUCGAGAGUAUCAGUCAGAAAGUUGGCGUUGAAGGUGUCGUGCUUGGCCGAUCAAAAGAUAGUCUUUCGGGAUUCUGUAUCUGGGAAGCUCCCGAAGGGGAAUGUAUGAGUUGGAAUCGGGAUGUAAUAGAGCCAUGGGCAUUGAGGGGCGGUUUCGGUAAGAAUUUCCUUGACUACGAGAACAACCACUUUGAACUUGGGGAGGAUACAAGUCGACGCUGCUUUAUGGUAAGAAAUCGCCACGAAUAG
Molecule: messenger RNA, 1185 nt
Organism: Botrytis byssoidea
Lineage: Eukaryota; Fungi; Ascomycota; Leotiomycetes; Helotiales; Sclerotiniaceae
Exons: 2
Coding region: 1-1185 (394 amino acids)
Source: RefSeq, a predicted model, not a curated record